AUGUGCAGAGGAAAGGUGGCAGCUCGCAGCGGCGAAGACUUUCAAAGCUUCUCGUUGUUUGAGGAAUUAGAACAGAAAGGAUUUCUGAGUCCCAAUCAUUUGGUUUUAUUAAAAGGCAUGUUGAAAGGAGUCAACGAAUGGGCUCUUUUUGAGGAAGUUGAAAAGUUUGAGACCAAAAGAAAGGAAUACAACAACUUGCUUGAGGAAAUCAUUCGAGUGCUCGACGAGCUAAAUGAUCUGGAACGAAUCGUCUCGAUUUGCGGAGGAAAGAUAGCGGAGGAAAGGCAAGGCAACGUUAUUAAUGUACGAUCAUUGUUUAAGGAGCUAGAAGAGAACGACUGGCUAGGAAUUGACUGCCUCGACACUCUAAAGGAGAUUUUGACCCUGACGGAGAAAAGUGAUCUGCUCAAGGAAGUAGAAGAAUUCGAGCAACGACGAAGUCGUGAAAACAAGUUUAGAAAACGCAAAGGUAAUUCUACAUGUCUGCGGCUCAUAUUUCUAGCCGUGCUUAGUCCCAGAAUUGAUUAGCACAUUUGUCUUACUUAACUCUUUUUUAUUUCAGCACAAGCAGCUUCUCUUGUGUCAUCAGUUAGCGACAAAUUGUCUGGAGGUAAGUUUAUUUUCGUAUUUGUGUAUGUGCUUCUAAGGCCCGGUUCAGACGCCGAACUUUUCAUGAGCAGAACCUAAUACAUUGAAUUAAGUACAUGGAAAGUUCGGCGUCUGAAUCAGUUAGGAACGCCUGUUUCAAUUUGGAACGGCUCAGCCGUUCUUUUCGCCUAGCCCGGUCGGGAAUUUCGCCUUUGGAGCGACUUUGGAACGGCUUUGAUUCAGACGCCGAACUUUUCAUGUACUGAACCUAAUGCAUAAGUUAUCAUAACGUAUUUUGUAAGCAGUUUGUCCGAAAUGAGCAUUUUCCGCCUCAUCAAUUCAGCCGAUCUUAAUAAUUUGGGUCGGCCUUAAUUCGAAUUAGGUUCGGCUCAUGAAAAGUUCGGCGUCUGAACCGGGCCUUAAAGACUGAGUUUACUCAUAUUCAUGUUCGACUUAUAAAUUAACGUCGAGUCACGAGAAAAUCUAAAGUACACACUUUAGCCAAGAAUUGAUUUUGAUUAUUUUCUUCAAUUCCCUUAUUAUACUUUUAUCCACACUUACUUUCUGAAAGCUGUGCCAGUGGCGGGUUCUUGCGCUUCAAACUAACCAUCUUUAAAACAAGCAUCAAGGCUCGGCCUCUGAUUAACAAGACAGAAUGAAACGGGGAGAGAUAUCUACGGGAAUAGCCUUAAGUUCGCAUUAAGGAAAUAGAAAUCUCCUGCCCAACAACCUGGCAAUAGGGAAAUACAUCUUACCUGCUUUUGUUGAAUUUGGAGGUUAACUACGGGAAAAUAAUUUUGCGGAGCUGUAGCACUAUUCUGUUCAUAGUCGACCAUAGAAAUCAUUAGUCUGAAGGAUGCGAGGUCUUGCAAUUAAUGAACUAAAGCUUCACUCCUAAGGAAUGUACUGAAAAAAAAAUUGAGGGCGUUACAUGCGCUAGAACACCUAGAACCACUUUUUAAAAUUUUCUAUACAUUUGUCUGUAAGAAAGUCCCGGGAAAAAUUACAGAAAAAUAUAUGGAAAAUCUAAAGCAAUCCCCUGGAGAAAUUUAAGUACAGGUACGCCCCCUAAAUUUUUUUAGUACUAUCCUUUGUUUUCUGCCUUUCGUUUACAACUGAUAUUUUUUUCAGCACAGCCGUUUUACGGAAAUUGUUCGACAUUAGAUUCUCAUACAAACACUGUAAUUUCUCACACGUUUGCCUACUCGUCAAGCUGGCGUCGAAAACCGUGACAAGCUCUGUUAAGGCGAUUAUGAAACAAUAUGGCCCAAUUACCUUGCAACAGCGUGUUGACACUUAACUGUUCAACAGGGAAAUACAUCUUACCACCUGCUUUGGUUGAAUUUGGACGUUAACUACGGAAAAAUAAUUUUAAGGAGUUCUAGCACUUUUCUGUUCAUAGUCGACCUUAGAAAUCAUUAGUCUAGAGGAUGCGAAGUCUCGCAAGCAAUGAAGUGCAUCGUAUCUUAAAGUAGCAUAUUAAUUAGCUAAAAGAUUAUUCUUAGUUUAGAACCACGUGACAAGGCGGAAAAUUUUGUCGCAGAAUAUGCAAAAAGAAAUAUUUAAACUACGGAAGACAAGGUUUCAAAACCUAGGAUAAAAAAGUUAUUAGCAUACACAAGUUUUCGAUGCCAUCACAAAAUUUUUAUUAAGCGAUAAAAUUGGACGUUUAGUAACAUUGGUUUAUGAAUCACAUGACAAAAACGUCAAAGAAAUAGUUGAAAGUCCCCAGCGUGAAAAACGUAUUUUGUUCUUAAACCUAAGAAAAAUAUCAAGCUUUUCGCGAGACGAACCAAAUUUAGUGAGUUAAGUUCAAGUUCGCCUGCUGGAUCGUCGAACACGUUCUAUCCGUCUGCUUCAGAGGCGGAUAGAACGUCUGAAGAUCGUCUCCAGGACAAACGUCGAUCUUCACACGCGACUAACUAAACUAAAAAAUUAAAAAAUUCGUUUCAUAAUGUAAUACUUGGCCUCGUCCAGGAGAUAAUUUGGAUCAUUAUACGUUUCUGGGAAACUGACCACAUACCCCUACCCUAAGCCAACAUUUUGCCAUAAGUGAGAAGUAAGUGUUAAUGUUGCGCAUGCCUUAGGGUCGGGUUUCCCAAAAACGUCUUGUGAUCCGAAAUUUUUUUUAAAACUGCUUUUUGGUCUGAUGACGUUGAUUGGUUCGACUUUAAAAUAUUCAUGAAAGAAUUUACUAUUGGGCGGGGACAAUUAAACUGCAUAUAAAGGGUAAUAUACUUCAGGGCAAAAAGAAAAUAACGACUGAAUUUCAUAAGACCACCAUUUUCUUCCGAAAACUGGAACUCUCUUGGACAGUGAGAAUCACUUCUUUUCAUGAAUACUGCCCAUAUUACUGAGGUCAAACUUUGGGCGGACAUUCUGUCAGAAACGUCAGAGAAGUCCCAGAAAUUAGCGGGGAUUGUCCGAUAUUCUAAUAUCUGCGAGAGAUCACUUAAUAUAGCGAACGAAGCAGGCGCUCAGCAGGGAUAGGAAAGAGGGACAUCGAGCGUGCAAGAACUCAAACGCCUUCUACCUUUUCGCUUUUCGUGCGCUUGGUUUUUGCCUCUUCUCUUUCUCUGUCACAUGAUACCUACCCUUCGUGAUCGCCUUUUCUCUCUCCCACCCCAAAGAUCUCUUAAUCUUGAGGAAGCCAACGUGAUAAUAAUUCUGUUGUUUGCAUUUUAGUCCUGAACAUCAAGACUGUGUUCAAAGUCGUGGGCGGCAUUACAAUAGCUUCCACCUUAUCACUGUUGACACGUGACUGUACUUAUGAUCAGCUCACGAACGCCAUUAACACCUGUGUGCUUCCUGCUGGGGCCAAUCUGAUUCAAAUUUCAGAGGGAUGUGUGUGUCUCAAAGUUCAAGUUAAGAAUCUAUCAGCUCUCGAGGAUUUGUGGCGUUUGUACAAAGUUGGUACACUAAGAGCAAGUCUACAAGCUUUAUUUGUUACUGACGAAAUGAAAGAGCUUGCUGGUGGAAAGCAAGUGGAAGUGGAUGUGACCAUCGACGAAGAAGAAAACGAGAAAGCUCGGAACGAGCUAUCAACUUUCAGAGAACAAGGUUAUAAAAGCACACUAAACGUUAUACAGGAAACAUAGUUACGUAUUUCAAUUUGACUUUACUGCUACCUUGUAGCACUAGCCAUUCAAAAGUUCUGUUAAAUAGACCCUUGAAAACCGCAGAUUCUUCGGAGCAUGGGACGCACUGGAACAGAAAAAGUUAAGUACUCUCAUCAUUUAAAAUGGUAACUUUUUUUGUUGACCUCUCUCGGUGCGUCUCUUGCUGUACAGUAUGGAGGUUUUGUACCACGUGAAUGACAAGAAAAUUCCUCCGAGCUCGGCAGUUUGGCAACCCAAUAUGGCGGUGUUUCACCUAACAACGUUUGAUACUUUGGGAAGGAAACCAUAAGCCCCUGCUUUAGGCUAAAUCGUACUGACCUUAAAAGCGAAUCUUAAGCCCUAAAACGUUUCAUUUACAUUCUCACUUUCAUGAUAAUUAUUAGAGCUUUAAUUUUACGAUCAUUGUCAGUGACAUCUGAAUUUUUGAUACCACAGUUUUGAGUUUAGAUGAACCUGAUGGCCAGGAAGAGAGGCAACUUCAAUACCUAGAUCAGGAAAAAUUAUCGUACAUUACGAAUUACUUAGAGCAAACGAGGGAUACAGAUGUACAUAGUUUAUCUACAGAGGACGACAGUGGAAAGCCAGGAUCAAAUAGUGCACCAUCGGAAUUUGGAUUUGACGAAACCAGCGGUAUGAAUCAGUCAAUUCCAAGAGUACCCAACCCAAACCCCCAGAGCAUUUGUCAACUUGCGCGAUGGACAUUUGUCAUCAAGGGUAUGCCCAGGGAUGUUACAUCGGGGUCAGUUAGUGGUUUAUUCAAGCGAGCAAAGACGCAGGCGCAGAGGGAAAACAGAGUUUAUUUAAAGAGCGUGUGCGAAAUCGGCAGGAUGACACGCUAAAAACCCGGAUUACGCCUUAGUCUUCAAGUCUGUUUAGUAAGAAACGAAAUAUAUACAUUUUAUCUGUGUCUCUAAUAUUUUCUGACAGUCCCAUGGAUUCACACUCCUGAAAACAAUUCAUACUAGUGUCAUCGUCCGUUCCGUUUCAAUUGAUAGCAGUUUAUGCUAUUUAUUUUACUGCGCUUUUCACUAACAUGCGAAUUCUGAAGUUCAGAAGCCAUCACUGAUGAUUGCGUUUUUCGCUGCCGUCAAUCAUCUUAACGGACCUCCUAGGAAACAAAUCUUUACUUUAACGGGUUCAAAAGGUCAUGGUUUGUGAUUUGUGGAUUUCGAUCCGUUUUGUGUGUUUCUGUGUUUCGUGGUUCGUUGCUUGUGAUAGUAUUUAUGAUUUACGGCAGCGAAAAACGCAAUUGUGAAGGCAGCUUUUGAACUUUGGUGUUCGCAUGUUUGUGAAAAGCGGAGUAAGUCAACAUUUGUUAAUUUCAGAUUUCGUUUUUGCCUUGUAUUUGUAGAUUCCACCCCUAAACUGUUCUUGAAAGAUCUGAGUAAAGAAGUGACUGAGGAACUAACGUCCAGGCUUAAUGGGAACCAAGAUGUUCUAAACCGAUUUUACCGUUCAUUCGGGCUUAAUCCUGAUUUACUGCACGACGAACUUGACCGGAGGAACAUUGGAAAAAUUUUUCCCGAUACCCCAGUCAAGCUGCUGAAGGAAGUUUUUGAGGCCCUAAAACUGUUUGACUAUGCAGAAUUCUUAGAGAAAGUAACAAAACCACGGACACUUCGUCCUGCUCUUCCGCUAAAAGAAAUUGAAAAGUUAUCGAGUGUCAGUAACCGCCCAACAAAGGUUUACAGCAAAGCAAAGGUUUUAAUAGUCGACGUCUGUGAAGCCUGUGAAACCUCCGCAGACAAUGAUUUAGAAACAGCUGGAUCAUUUUUUAAAGCGCAGAAUUCACGGAACGAGGUAACCACAUUAAGGACUGAUUCUUUUAAGGAAUUGUUAGCAGAUCUUGAUGCCCUAACGAGACGCAUGAGAGAAAAAAAAAGUGAUGACAGCAGGGCACAGAGAAGGGAAGCACACUUGAAAAACCUUCUGUAAAACAAGAUCCCAGACAGCUAUAUCAAAUUAAAAGUAAGAAAGUUCAGAGAAUUAUAUAAUAUUCCGGAUGAGGCUCACUUGAGAAACGAAGAUGAAGACGCUCUGCAGCAGGUGAUGCGUUCUAACACCAAGAAGGACAAGCAACUAUUAACUUUGUUUUCCAAAGAGGAGCCUGCGAUGAGAAAUGAACUAAAAGAGCUGACGGAAAAAAGAGAACAAUGGAAAACCGAAAGGAAGCCAUUAAUCGAGAAGCAGAUAAAGGAGAAGGAGGAAGAACUGAAAAAAGAAACUGAGAAAAUUGAAAUGGCUGUUUUAAGCGACAUCGACAAAUGGAUAGAAAUACACCCAAAUGAUAAAGGUUCGAUGUCAUACCCCUUGUAACAUUCAUUCAGCAACGUUCCAAACUAUUUUAAGUCCUGUUUAAGCAUGCAUCCACACACUGUUCGAUAUUAGUUGAACAGAAGGUAUAACAGUUACUGUAAGUCAACGCUGAACCUUCUACCCCCUGGUACACUUUUGCGCACCCUGCGAAACUGUGAACCUUAUAAUUAACUCAAGUAAAAAGUCAAUCAUAGCUCCUCUGAAUCGUUUUCCUCUUUCAGAAAGCUUAAAAUUGGCAAGAAAUAAUAUCCAAAAUUGAUUAGAAUUCUAAGCGCGGCCUAACUUUAUUUUUGUCUGUUAUAAAAUGUGAAUGAUCCUGAGAGACUUUUUAACAAAAAAAUCUCUGUUUUGGUUUUUGUAGGAAAGGUGUCGACCCUUUUUGUCUUCCUUGUUCAGAAUAGCCUGAGACUGGACCGAACGGGUGGUGCAGUUCUACAACAGAUGCUUAUCAGAAUAAAAAGACGCUUGAGUGAAAAACUGGCACUUAUUCCAGAAACAAAGGUAGUGAUAACAAAUAAUGUGACACGUACGAGGGAAGAAGGAAACAU
Messenger RNA from Porites lobata, 6571 nucleotides. NCBI's taxonomy places the organism in Eukaryota, Metazoa, Cnidaria, Anthozoa, Scleractinia, Poritidae. The record is from the annotation of a GenBank genome assembly.